AUGAGCAACGACUGUGCAAGCCCGAGCUUUGGCCAAAUUUGUUGGCUCGAAUUGGCUGUCUACGACAUCAAGCGAGCUUCUAAGCUCUACUCCGAGGUAUUUGGUUGGAAGAUCGAUGAAAAACCUAUGCCAGUGAGCCGCGAUGGCAUUGACACAAUGCACAUGUUUGAGUCCCCAGAAAAGAAGCUUGGUGGUGGAUUUCUCGUCAUGCAGGAAGGUUAUCAGAUGACUCGAUAUGGCAAGCUUGAGAAGGAGGUUCUGCCACCUCUACCAACCUUUUGCGUCAAGGAAUGCAACGAAACUUUGAAGCAGGUGGAGGAACUCGGCGGUAGCGUCCAGUGCCCCAAGACGGAGAUUCCCAACGGCAUGGGUCAUUAUGCUCGCUUUAACGACAGUGAAGGGAACAUCAUUGGAAUCUGGUCGCAGAACUAA
Messenger RNA from Pochonia chlamydosporia 170, 432 nucleotides. Its product is annotated as lactoylglutathione lyase family protein. The record is from RefSeq and is a predicted model, not a curated record. The transcript has 3 exons. NCBI's taxonomy places the organism in Eukaryota, Fungi, Ascomycota, Sordariomycetes, Hypocreales, Clavicipitaceae. Bases 1 to 432 code for a protein of 143 amino acids.